This is a messenger RNA of Ectocarpus siliculosus, 2126 nucleotides long. The record is from the annotation of a GenBank genome assembly. Lineage: Eukaryota; Phaeophyceae; Ectocarpales; Ectocarpaceae.
AUGCGCGUCACAUACGCGUACCGUGCGACAGCAGCGGUGGUUGCGAUGGCUAUUCAAACACGAACAGCGGCCGCACGUCGCUCGCCGCGCUUGGCAGCAGAGGUCAGGCGCCGGCACGGCAGCAGCGGAGCUUUCAAUGCAGGGCCGUGUCCACCCCGCGAGCCAUUGGGCGUCGGUAACCGACGCGCCGUUGCCGCCUCGGCACGAGCGAAAUCAUCGUCACCUCUUGCUGCUGGAGCGGAGAGCUCCGGCGCUGAUGCCCGCCCGAAACGGCGAAUAAAGCGGGUUUCCAAGCCGAAAGGCGUCACGGCCGCUGCCGGGGUCAAGAAGAAGACGACGUGUACACUGGGAAGGACGAGAGAGAAUAGGAAGCUCGCUGAGGGGUUCGACGCCGUGAUUGGGGUCGACGAAGCAGGGAGAGGACCGUUUGCAGGGCCGGUUGUCGCAGCCGCGUGUAUGAUUCCCCCGGACGUGAACAUCCUCGGCAUACAGGACAGCAAGAAGAUCACGCAACACAGCGACCGGGAGACCCUGUUCAAGGAGUUGACGGAGACACCGGGCGUCGUCUGGGCUGCGUCUGAGGUCGGAAGCAGCCGAAUUGAUGAGAUCAACAUCCUCGAGGCCACGAAAGAGGCCAUGACGAACUGCGUGCUUGAAGUGUGCUCCAAAUCUGUGGAAGCCAGCGCCAACAAGAGCACGAACACGAAGAAGAAGAAGAACACCUCCGACAAGAAGCCGUUUGUGCUGGUGGACGGGAACUUCACGCCCCCCGGGCUGGGGGAUGCGAAGGUCGAAGCCGAGUGCGUCGUCGGAGGGGACGGUCUGGAGUACUGCAUCGCCGCCGCGAGCAUCAUCGCCAAAGUCACGCGAGAUCGGCUCAUGAUCGAGUUCGGGGAGCGCUGGCCUGUCUUCGGGUUCGAGAGGCACAAGGGUUACGGCACGGCCGCCCAUCGCGACGCCAUUCGCGAGCACGGUAUGGUGGAGAUCCACCGCAGGAGCUUUCUGAAGAAUAUGGAGUCCGCGGGGGGGAAAUUGGCGGAGUACAAAGGGUAAAUGACUGAAAGCUGGUUAACUACUGUAGAGCGAGCCGGGGGGUAGAUAAGAAUAGGUCAGACAGAUAGGGACACGACUUAAUAACUGAUCAGCAAGAAAUGAUGCCCAUUUCUAAGCCAAAAGGAUGACGAAGAAUAGCGGCGCUACCGGUACGUUGUUAGGUACGGCGAAAGACUCCGUAUUGUAAGCAAGGGAUGGUCAUCGCUGGAACAGCGUGAGAGUGGUGUAGAUUGGAUGCGCUACACCCAGAGUUGAGGCUAUGACGCAGAAUAGGUUGAUAGUGGUAAGGAAUAGAUUCACUCCGACAGGGUUUCCAGAGUGAGGCUGUGACGCGGCAAGCGCACACUUGGUGUGGAUGUAUUUUUGAGGAAAGAGUACCUGCUUUGAGAACAUAGUCACGGUGGAGGAGUUAUUUUUUGCGCAAAUACGGAAGACUUUGCUUUCCACUAAUCGUUCCAUCUACAAGAGGUGUUUUUGGUCUGUUCGCGGCGACCGUAAUCCUGAUCAAGAAUGGUUUGUGGGCUACAUGUAAGCUUAGCUGCGAGAGAAACCCGACUAGUCUAGCCUAGAAGUUGUAGGUUUUUGCAGACAUUUAUUUGUACACCACAACUUCUGCCACAUUUUUUUUCAGAACGGCAAGUUUGUUGAAGGCGUUGAAAAAACAAACCGAGUUUCUAUAGCGUUUUUAUUGGGGGUACGCGGGAAAGUAUGUGCGUAGUACGCCCCCACCUAAACGAGAGAAGGAGUAUAGUUCUUCCACUCUUAAUUUGUUUUUGUUCAAUCACAGUCUUCGCGUGCCUAAGGGUACAGCGCAGAAAACGAGCACUGUCGACGCAUAGAAAGACGUCUAGUGGUUUACCAGACUCAGGAGUUGACAACAGGUUGAGUAUUUCUCACCCUCCAACCCCUUUUUAUUGAGAACGUGGGGUAAAGGAGAGGGCCGACUUCAGUUGCAAUAGUGAGGCGAAAGUAGGGGACCAUUUUCGGGGCUUGGUCAUCUGAGACCCACUGCGUGCAGUAAGGUUGGUUCCCAUCACCGGAGGAAAGAGGACGCUCGGCUGCUGUUUGGAGGG